AUGGACAAUGAGGAAAUCCCAUCAGCACCUUCUACUCCAGCAACACCAGGUACUCCUGGUGCUCCUCUUUUUGGUGGAUUCAAAUCUGAAAGACAUGGAAAUGGUAGAAAGAACUCAUUACUCAAGAGUUUGAAAUGUUUUAAUGUUCAAGAAUGGACUUUGGAAGAUGGUGCCUUACCUAAAGUCUCUUGCUCUUUGCCUCCCCCUCCUGUCCCUCUUGCCAAAAAGGUUGGAGCAGAGUUUAUAGGCACAUAUAUUCUAAUGUUUGCUGGAAUAGCCACUGCAAUUGUGAACCAAAAGACACAUAAUUCAGAGACACUAAUUGGAUGUGCUGGAGCUACUGGACUUGCUGUUAUGAUCAUUAUUUUAUCAACCGGUCAUAUUUCUGGUGCUCAUCUCAAUCCUGCUGUCACCAUUUCAUUCGCCGCACUAAAGCACUUUCCCUGGAAAAAUGUGCCUUUGUAUAUUGGCGCACAAGUUUUAGCUUCAAUAUGUGCUGCAUUUAGUCUGAAAGGAGUUUUUCAUCCAUUCAUGAACGGUGGAGUCACUGUUCCCACGGUUGAAUAUGGCCAAGCUUUUGCUUUAGAGUUCAUUAUCAGCUUUAAUCUCAUGUUUGUUGUCACUGCAGUUGCAACCGACACAAGAGCUGUGGGAGAGCUUGCGGGAAUCGCGGUGGGAGCCACCGUCAUGCUCAACAUACUCAUUGCUGGGCCUGCAACUGGAGGUUCAAUGAAUCCAGUGAGAACAUUAGGCCCAGCAAUUGCUGCAAACAACUACAAAGGCAUAUGGUUAUAUAUCAUAGCUCCUAUUCUUGGAGCUUUGGCUGGGGCAGGUGCCUACACUGCUGUUAAACUUCCUGAUGAAGAAUUCAACUCUGAAGUGAAAGCCUCUUCUGCCCCUGGAAGCUUCAGAAGAUGA
This is a messenger RNA of Lathyrus sativus (Indian pea), 918 nucleotides long. NCBI's taxonomy places the organism in Eukaryota, Viridiplantae, Streptophyta, Magnoliopsida, Fabales, Fabaceae. The record is from the annotation of a GenBank genome assembly.